This is a messenger RNA of Drosophila eugracilis, 1821 nucleotides long. It is a transcript of the gene Tengl4, whose product is annotated as endonuclease G, mitochondrial. The record is from RefSeq and is a predicted model, not a curated record. Gene Ontology annotation, biological process: apoptotic DNA fragmentation. Lineage: Eukaryota; Metazoa; Arthropoda; Insecta; Diptera; Drosophilidae. The transcript is spliced from 3 exons. The coding region runs from base 638 to 1720 and encodes 360 amino acids. Gene Ontology annotation, cellular component: nucleus; mitochondrial inner membrane. Gene Ontology annotation, molecular function: RNA endonuclease activity; single-stranded DNA endonuclease activity; metal ion binding.
UAUAAAGUAGAAAAACGUCGCGAAAGGGAGCAGAAAAUUUUAGCUUUUCUUGUGGGUGUUAAGGGGUGGCAACGGGAGAGGGUUGUACAUUCUGUCAUGAAUUAGCACAAAAUUCCUUUCUAUUUAACCUUAAGCAGACAACUUUCUUGAGCUGCUCAAUGAAGAUGUCUUCAAUAUGCGUGGCAAGUAACUUUAAAACGCCUUCAACCUCCUCACAAAUAUAUGUGUCAAGUCAUUAAGUUGACAUCACUCAUAAUAUUUACGAGCAUAUAGGUGUUAAAGUGCAAAUAUGCUGAGCCCAUAUGACGGCCAGAUAGAAUGUCAUCAGGGCUUAAAUUCGUUGUAAAAUAAAUGUUUGUUAAGCAAUAGUGUGGAAUAUAUGAGUUUCUGACUUGAAAAUUGUAAAUUUAGUUACCUUGGCAAAGGAAAAGUUAAAUCAACAAGGAAAUUGGAAAACAUUUGCUUAAAUUGUCAAGGGUUUACUUUCAUACACAGACUAGACUAGAAAAAUUCAAAAUUUUGCCUUAAAAUGUUUGAUAAAACACCAUUUCGCCAGCCAAUCUGCAGGGUAAUACUGAAAUUUUAGCAUCAAAAGUCCAAUUUUGCACACCUAGGCCUAAGUCUAGGAAUCAUAAAAAUGUUCACAACUUAUUUAGUUGUGUCAUUGUGUGCUUUAGCGGGAGUCUCCUGUUUUCUUAUCGGUGCUCUUGUCCAACAACAUUUGUCAUAUAAGAAAAUAAAGUCUGUCAUGGUCACAGAUUCUUAUGUUUAUCAUUGCAGGCAAAACAUCUUCGAGUCAUUAUCAUUCUUGGGAGUUAAAGAUAAUAUUACCCGGUUAAGUAAUGCAACUCCGAGAAACACUGAGAGUGACAGUGUCAGAAAAUCAUACUCCCUAAUCGAGCAAUUUGCCUUGUGGAGUAGGAUAAAGGCCUAUAGAGCAAUUGGUCGAGGAAGUUAUACAGAUACGAAAUACAAUCAUAUAGCUGAUAUAAUGAAGUACGGCUUUCCGGGAUUGGAUGAGAUCCAUGUCUAUAAGAAUUUCGUACUUUCCUAUGACCGUCGCAAUCGUAUUGCCCACUGGGUAUGUGAGCACCUUACAGGAGACUGUUUAACUAUGAAAGACACACAGAAACUUGAGAAACCAAAAGCAUACAUUUCGGAUGUUACGAUACCGCAAAUGUUUAGUGCAGAUAUGCGAGAUUUUAAGAACACUCAAUUUGUUGGAGGCCAUUUGGCUUCGCCGCACAACUACGGAUGUGAUGUUGUGAAAUUUUUGGAAACUUAUAAAUUUCCCAACAUUGUACCCAUCAAUAGGAAACUUAAGAACCAUGUUUGGCAACGUUUGGAGAACUAUGUAAGGGACAUGUCCCUGGAAUGGGGUUCAAUCUAUGUUUAUACCGGUCCCAUAUUUAUGCCACAAAGGAUUACCUUCAGAAACUGGUCGACACGUUAUCAUGUGAUCGGCAUGAACACAGUGGCUGUACCAACUCAUUUCUUUAAAAUCAUUAUCAGGGAUACUACUCUGGACAAUGAGUUGCCAUUCAUGGAAGGAUAUGUUGUGCCCAAUGCUUAUGUCGACAAGGAAAUGGAUCUGUUAUCGUUUUUAGCUGAUAUCCGGGACAUUGAACACUUUGCUGGCCUUAGAUUUUGUGAUGGUCUGCAGCGUGACCGAUUGGAUUUGCCAGUUAGUCGGCCAUCUAUGACGGAUCUUGAGCAAUAGUGGUAAUAUUUGAAUAAAGUUGACGGCAAGUGUAGUAUAGUAAGCUUAUAGAAUGAUGUAAUAUCUAGAAAUUCAGCUAUAAAAAAGUUUUUAUUAUGAAA